This is a messenger RNA of Triticum urartu, 1516 nucleotides long. The record is from RefSeq and is a predicted model, not a curated record. NCBI's taxonomy places the organism in Eukaryota, Viridiplantae, Streptophyta, Magnoliopsida, Poales, Poaceae.
AAAAAGCGAGAGAGACACACACGAUCGAGAGCUAAUUCCCAAACCUGCGAACUCCCGUCGCUGCUCCGUUCCGCGUCGAUCUGUCGGCGACGUCUUGGAUCCGCCUCGACUCUGCCUGUCGAGAUCGCCAUAAUGAAUCCGGAGAUGCUGCGGGUGGCGGAGGAGCAGAUGCGGCGCAUCCCCGCCGACGACCUCGCCAGGAUGCAGCGGCAGCUCAUGUCCAACCCGGACCUGCUGAAGCUCGCAACCGAGAGCAUGAAGAACAUGACGGCCGACGACUUCAAGAGGGCCGCCGAACAGCUGAACCGCGCGAGGCCAGAGGAGAUGCUCGACAUGACCGAGAAAAUCGCCAAGGCCAAGCCCGAGGAGCUCGCCGCCAUGAAGUCCCAAGCCGACGCUCACACCUCGUACGCGAUAUCCGCCGCCAAGAUGCUGAAGCGGCAGGGGAACCAGCUCCAUGGCCGCGGGGGGUACGCCGAGGCCGCCGCCAAGUACAGACUCGCCAGGGAUAACGUGAAGAACAGCGUGCCGUCGGCAGCCGGGCGCGCUCUGCAGCUGCAGUGCAGCGUUAAUCUGAUGGCCUGCUACCUGAAGCUCAGCGAGUUUGAGGAGUGCGUCCAUGAAGGCUCGGAGGUUUUGAGCUAUGAGUAUCACUCGGGCACUGCCAAAGCGUACUACCGAAGGGGUCAGGCGUACAAGGAGCUGGGAAACCUCCAGGCUGCUGUUGCUGACCUGAGUAAAGCCCAUGAGAUGUCUCCGGACGACGAAACUGUCGCUCAAGCUCUGACAGAGGCUCAAGAAAAACUUGAAACCGGAGGGGGAGCAGCAGACCAGCCAAAGAGAGUUGUCAUUGAGGAAGUUGUAGAAGAAGAUGUUAGUUCUGAUCUGCCAAGCGCUCAAGGGAGUUCUUCUUCUACUGCUGUUUCACAGCCACAUGAUGGAGCACGAAACUCGACACAAUCUGACUCUUUAGGAAGCUUGGUAAAUACUACGUCUCAGGUUGCUUCUUCAUCAAGCGGAGCAAUCCCUGUUGCUCCAGAUUUGGGAUCCAAUGUGCCAGGAAUUUCACCUGGCAUGGUCAGUAUGGCAGACCCUGCUAUGUGGGAGAUGUUUACAUCCAUGGUGGAGAACAUGAGCCCUGAUGCGAUGUCAAACAUGAGUGAGCUGUUCGGUAUCAAGUUGUCCAGGGAGGAUGCUGCCAACGCUCAACAAGCUAUGUCUUCAUUCUCUCCACAAGAUUUACAAAAAAUUAUGAAAUGGAUCGGCAGAGCACAGCGAGGAGUCGAAGCAGCAAAGAAGACGAAGGACUGGCUACUAGGCAGGAAAGGCUUCAUCUUUGCCAUUGUCAUGCUGAUCUUGGCGUUCAUCCUCCAUCGGCUUGGAUUCAUCGGGUAGGUGAGGUGAUGGCCUACACAUCCGAGAAUCAGCAACAACAAAAAAUACUGUGCUCUUUUUCCUGGGGCCAGAAGCGAUAGUGGGCGGAUGACAACAAUGUGGAAGCAAUAGUUGAACUGGG